GGGCUGGCUGCCGUGUCCAAGGUUCCCGUGGCAGGAUGGGCGCAGAUCGCCGCCUACUUUGGCUUUGUGGAGUUCAGCGGUGGCUUCGAGGACUACAAGACCGGCACUCCGGGAGACUACGGCUUCAAGGUCCUGACCUCCUCGGAUCCGGAGGAGAAGACCAAGAAGCUUUCCGCCGAGCUUGCCAACGGCCGCCUGGCCAUGAUGGCCAUCAUCGGCAUGUUCUUCCAGGAUGGUCUGACUGGCAGUGCCUGGGGUGACUGGGCGAACUACACCGCCUCUCCCCUGCGUGCCUUCGAGAGCGAGCUUGGGGUGCAAGCGCCAGUGGGCUUCUGGGACCCCGUCGGAUUUACCUCCGAUGGCGAUGUCUCGACAUUCAAGCGCCGCCGAUCCGUGGAGCUGAAGCACGGCCGUAUCUCCAUGAUGGCCGCUAUGGGUUACAUCACGCCUGAGAUCACAGGCAAGCUGCCGGGCUUCCUGUCUCCGUCAGCCGGGCUGAAGUUCGCGGACAUCCCGAACGGGCUGGCUGCCGUGUCCAAGGUUCCCGUGGCAGGAUGGGCGCAGAUCGCCGCCUACUUUGGCUUUGUGGAGUUCAGCGGUGGCUUCGAGGACUACAAGACCGGCACUCCGGGAGACUACGGCUUCAAGGUCCUGACCUCCUCGGAUCCGGAGGAGAAGACCAAGAAGCUUUCUGCCGAGCUUGCCAACGGCCGCCUGGCCAUGAUGGCCAUCAUCGGCAUGUUCUUCCAGGAUGGCUUGACUGGCAGCGCCUGGGGUGACUGGGCCAACUACACUGCCUCUCCCCUGCGUGCCUUCGAGAGCGAGCUCGGGGUGCAAGCGCCAGUGGGCUUCUGGGACCCCGUCGGAUUUACCUCCGAUGGCGAUGUCUCGACAUUCAAGCGCCGCCGAUCCGUGGAGCUGAAGCACGGACGUAUCUCCAUGAUGGCCGCCAUGGGUUACAUUACCCCUGAGAUCACGGGCAAGCUGCCAGGCUUCCUGUCUCCGUCAGCCGGGCUGAAGUUCGCGGACAUCCCGAACGGGCUGGCUGCCGUGUCCAAGGUUCCCGUGGCAGGAUGGGCGCAGAUCGCCGCCUACUUUGGCUUUGUGGAGUUCAGCGGUGGCUUCGAGGACUACAAGACCGGCACUCCGGGAGACUACGGCUUCAAGGUCCUGACCUCCUCGGAUCCGGAGGAGAAGACCAAGAAGCUUUCCGCCGAGCUUGCCAACGGCCGCCUGGCCAUGAUGGCCAUCAUCGGCAUGUUCUUCCAGGAUGGCUUGACUGGCAGCGCCUGGGGUGACUGGGCCAACUACACUGCCUCUCCCCUGCGUGCCUUCGAGAGCGAGCUCGGGGUGCAGGCGCCAGUGGGCUUCUGGGACCCCGUCGGAUUUACCUCCGAUGGCGAUGUCUCGACAUUCAAGCGCCGCCGAUCCGUGGAGCUGAAGCACGGACGUAUCUCCAUGAUGGCCGCCAUGGGUUACAUUACCCCUGAGAUCACGGGCAAGCUGCCAGGCUUCCUGUCUCCGUCAGCCGGGCUGAAGUUCGCGGACAUCCCGAACGGGCUGGCUGCCGUGUCCAAGGUUCCCGUGGCAGGAUGGGCGCAGAUCGCCGCCUACUUUGGCUUUGUGGAGUUCAGCGGUGGCUUCGAGGACUACAAGACCGGCACUCCGGGAGACUACGGCUUCAAGGUCCUGACCUCCUCGGAUCCGGAGGAGAAGACCAAGAAGCUUUCCGCCGAGCUUGCCAACGGCCGCCUGGCCAUGAUGGCCAUCAUCGGCAUGUUCUUCCAGGAUGGCUUGACUGGCAGCGCCUGGGGUGACUGGGCCAACUACACUGCCUCUCCCCUGCGUGCCUUCGAGAGCGAGCUCGGGGUGCAAGCGCCAGUGGGCUUCUGGGACCCCGUCGGAUUUACCUCCGAUGGCGAUGUCUCGACAUUCAAGCGCCGCCGAUCCGUGGAGCUGAAGCACGGACGUAUCUCCAUGAUGGCCGCCAUGGGUUACAUUACCCCUGAGAUCACGGGCAAGCUGCCAGGCUUCCUGUCUCCGUCAGCCGGGCUGAAGUUCGCAGACAUCCCGAACGGGCUGGCUGCCGUGUCCAAGGUUCCCGUGGCAGGAUGGGCGCAGAUCGCCGCCUACUUUGGCUUUGUGGAGUUCAGCGGUGGCUUCGAGGACUACAAGACCGGCACUCCGGGAGACUACGGCUUCAAGGUCCUGACCUCCUCGGAUCCGGAGGAGAAGACCAAGAAGCUUUCCGCCGAGCUUGCCAACGGCCGCCUGGCCAUGAUGGCCAUCAUCGGCAUGUUCUUCCAGGAUGGCUUGACUGGCAGCGCCUGGGGUGACUGGGCCAACUACACUGCCUCUCCCCUGCGUGCCUUCGAGAGCGAGCUCGGGGUGCAAGCGCCAGUGGGCUUCUGGGACCCCGUCGGAUUUACCUCCGAUGGCGAUGUCUCGACAUUCAAGCGCCGCCGAUCCGUGGAGCUGAAGCACGGACGUAUCUCCAUGAUGGCCGCCAUGGGUUACAUUACCCCUGAGAUCACGGGCAAGCUGCCAGGCUUCCUGUCGCCGUCAGCCGGGCUGAAGUUCGCGGACAUCCCGAACGGGCUGGCUGCCGUGUCCAAGGUUCCCGUGGCAGGAUGGGCGCAGAUCGCCGCCUACUUUGGCUUUGUGGAGUUCAGCGGUGGCUUCGAGGACUACAAGACCGGCACUCCGGGAGACUACGGCUUCAAGGUCCUGACCUCCUCGGAUCCGGAGGAGAAGACCAAGAAGCUUUCCGCCGAGCUUGCCAACGGCCGCCUGGCCAUGAUGGCCAUCAUCGGCAUGUUCUUCCAGGAUGGCUUGACUGGCAGCGCCUGGGGUGACUGGGCCAACUACACUGCCUCUCCCCUGCGUGCCUUCGAGAGCGAGCUCGGGGUGCAAGCGCCAGUGGGCUUCUGGGACCCCGUCGGAUUUACCUCCGAUGGCGAUGUCUCGACAUUCAAGCGCCGCCGAUCCGUGGAGCUGAAGCACGGACGUAUCUCCAUGAUGGCCGCCAUGGGUUACAUUACCCCUGAGAUCACGGGCAAGCUGCCAGGCUUCCUGUCUCCGUCAGCCGGGCUGAAGUUCGCGGACAUCCCGAACGGGCUGGCUGCCGUGUCCAAGGUUCCCGUGGCAGGAUGGGCGCAGAUCGCCGCCUACUUUGGCUUUGUGGAGUUCAGCGGUGGCUUUGAGGACUACAAGACCGGCACUCCGGGAGACUACGGCUUCAAGGUCCUGACCUCCUCGGAUCCGGAGGAGAAGACCAAGAAGCUUUCCGCCGAGCUUGCCAACGGCCGCCUGGCCAUGAUGGCCAUCAUCGGCAUGUUCUUCCAGGAUGGUCUCACUGGCAGCGCCUGGGGUGACUGGGCCAACUACACCGCCUCUCCUUUGCGUGCCUUCGAGAACGAGCUCGGAGUGCAGGCGCCGGUGGGCUUCUUCGAUCCUUUUGGGCUUACGAAGGACGGGGACGCGGAGGCCUUCCAGCGCCGAAGGGCCACGGAGCUGAAGAACGGGCGUGUGGCGAUGUUGGCCACUAUGGGCUACAUCGCCCCGGAGUACUCGCGCUUCCCAGGCUUCUGCUCUCCCUCGGAGGGCGUGAAGUUCGCAGACUUGCCUAAUGGCCUGGCGGCCCUGGGCAAGGUGCCGGGCGCCGGCUGGAUGCAGAUCCUGCUGUUCCUGGGCCUUGUGGAGAAGGCGCUCUACACCUACGACCCCAGCCGGCAGCCGGGGGACUACAAGAACGCAGGCGUCUUGGGCGUGCCGAACGGCAGCACCAUGGCGCCGGGCGAGGGCCGCAACCGCAAGCUGAACUCGGAGCUGGCGAACGGGCGCUUGGCGAUGAUGGCGAUCAUCGGGAUGUUCUUCCAGGACGGGCUGACGGGCUCCGCGUGGGGCGACUGGGCCAACUACACGGACAGCCCGCUGAGGGCCUUCGAGAACGAGACCGGGGUGCAGGCGCCGGUGGGCUACUUCGACCCGCUGGGCAUGUCCAAGGACGGGGACGUGACCACCUUCCGGCGCCGCCGGGAGAGCGAGCUGAAGAACGGGCGCGUGGCCAUGUUCGCGGCCAUGGGCUACAUCGUCCCGGAGUACUUCCGCUUCCCCGGGUAUCUGUCGCCGGCGAAGAGCCUGAAGUUCUCGGAGGUGCCGAAUGGCCUCGCAGCCCUUGGCAAGGUUCCCUUCACCGGCUGGGUCCAGAUCUUCCUCUUCUGCGGCAUGGUGGACUUCGGUCUCUACAGGGCGGAUGAGUCCCGGGACCCCGGCGACUACGCGAUGUCUGCGUCGCGAGCCACUGUUGCUUCCGCCGCCGCAGGCAUGGCGCUUUUUGGCGGAGCGGCCUUUGUGUCUUCCGCGCCGAGUGCCCGAACGGGACAUCUGCGAGCAACAGCCCCAGCAUCGGCCGCUCCGGUCACUGCCCAGUCCUCUGGAUUCGAGGCGAAUGUGGCGUGCAUGGCAGUGGCUGGUGCCGCGGUGGCCAGUUGCCUCAGCCGAAAGGCCGGGAGCUCCGGCAGCUCCGGCUCCAGGCAGCUGGUGGCAUUGACCGCGUUCGAGAACGAGCUUGGCGUGCAGGCGCCAGUGGGAUUCUGGGAUCCCGCCGGAUUCACGGCGGAUGGCAGCACCGAGAACUUUGCGCGCAGACGCCAGACGGAGUUGAAGCAUGGCCGAAUUUCCAUGCUCGCAACCAUGGGAUAUAUUACCCCCGAGAUCACAGGAAAAUUCCCUGGGUACCUUUCUCCUUCGGCUGGCCUGAAGUUCGCCGACGUGCCCAAUGGCCUGGCUGCGAUUUCCAAAGUUCCUGCUGCUGGGUGGGGUCAGAUCUUGGCUUACAUGGCCUUCUGCGAAGUGUCCCAGGACCAGUCGGCGGGAACUCCUGCUGCGGCGGGCGACUUCGGAUUCAAGGUGCUCACCGCGUCCGACCCGGAGGAUGGUCUCACCGGCAGCGCUUGGGGUGACUGGGCCAACUACACCGCCUCGCCUUUGCGUGCCUUCGAAAACGAGCUUGGAGUGCAAGCACCGGUGGGGUUCUGGGACCCGGCAGGGUUCACGGCCGAUGGCAGCACUGAGAACUUCGCCCGACGUCGCCAGACGGAGCUGAAGCAUGGUCGCAUUUCCAUGCUACAAUGGGCUACAAUGGGAUAUAUUACCCCGGAGAUCACCGGAAAAUUCCCGGGCUAUCUGAGCCCUUCCGCUGGCCUGAAGUUCGCCGACGUGCCCAAUGGCCUGGCUGCGAUUUCCAAAGUUCCUGCUGCUGGGUGGGGUCAGAUCUUGGCUUACAUGGCCUUCUGCGAGGUGUCCCAGGACCAGUCGGCGGGAACUCCUGCUGCGGCGGGCGACUUCGGAUUCAAGGUGCUCACCGCGUCCGACCCGGAGGCGAAGAAGACGAAGCUAGCGGCCGAGUUGGCGAAUGGACGACUGGCGAUGAUGGCCAUCAUCGGCAUGUUUUUCCAGGAUGGUCUCACCGGCAGCGCUUGGGGUGACUGGGCCAACUACACCGCUUCGCCUUUGCGUGCCUUCGAAAACGAGCUUGGAGUGCAAGCACCGGUGGGGUUCUGGGACCCGGCAGGGUUCACGGCCGAUGGCAGCACUGAGAACUUCGCCCGACGUCGCCAGACGGAGCUGAAGCAUGGUCGCAUUUCCAUGCUUGCUACAAUGGGAUAUAUUACCCCGCAGAUCACCGGAAAAUUCCCGGGCUAUCUGAGCCCUUCCGCUGGCCUGAAGUUCGCCGACGUGCCCAAUGGCCUGGCUGCGAUUUCCAAAGUUCCUGCUGCUGGGUGGGGUCAGAUCUUGGCUUACAUGGCCUUCUGCGAGGUGUCCCAGGACCAGUCGGCGGGAACUCCUGCUGCGGCGGGUGACUUCGGAUUCAAGGUGCUCACUGCGUCCGACCCGGAGGCGAAGAAGACGAAGCUAGCGGCCGAGUUGGCGAAUGGACGACUGGCGAUGAUGGCCAUCAUCGGCAUGUUUUUCCAGGAUGGUCUCACCGGCAGCGCUUGGGGUGACUGGUCCAACUACACCGCUUCGCCUUUACGUGCCUUCGAAAACGAGCUUGGAGUGCAAGCACCGGUGGGGUUCUGGGACCCGGCAGGGUUCACGGCCGAUGGCAGCACUGAGAACUUCGCCCGACGUCGCCAGACGGAGCUGAAGCAUGGUCGCAUUUCCAUGCUUGCUACAAUGGGAUAUAUUACCCCGGAGAUCACCGGAAAAUUCCCGGGCUAUCUGAGCCCUUCCGCUGGCCUGAAGUUCGCCGACGUGCCCAAUGGCCUGGCUGCGAUUUCCAAAGUUCCUGCUGCUGGGUGGGGUCAGAUCUUGGCUUACAUGGCCUUCUGCGAGGUGUCCCAGGACCAGUCGGCGGGAACUCCUGCUGCGGCGGGCGACUUCGGAUUCAAGGUGCUGACUGCCUCUGACCCGGAGGCGAAGAAGACGAAGCUAGCGGCCGAGUUGGCGAACGGAAGACUGGCGAUGAUGGCCAUCAUCGGCAUGUUUUUCCAGGAUGGUCUCACCGGCAGCGCUUGGGGUGACUGGGCCAACUACACCGCUUCGCCUUUGCGUGCCUUCGAAAACGAGCUUGGAGUGCAAGCACCGGUGGGGUUCUGGGACCCGGCAGGGUUCACGGCCGAUGGCAGCACUGAGAACUUCGCCCGACGUCGCCAGACGGAGCUGAAGCAUGGUCGCAUUUCCAUGCUUGCUACAAUGGGAUAUAUUACCCCGGAGAUCACCGGAAAAUUCCCGGGCUAUCUGAGCCCUUCCGCUGGCCUGAAGUUCGCCGACGUGCCCAAUGGCCUGGCUGCGAUUUCCAAAGUUCCUGCUGCUGGGUGGGGUCAGAUCUUGGCUUACAUGGCCUUCUGCGAGGUGUCCCAGGACCAGUCGGCGGGAACUCCUGCUGCGGCGGGCGACUUCGGAUUCAAGGUGCUGACUGCCUCUGACCCGGAGGCGAAGAAGACGAAGCUAGCGGCCGAGUUGGCGAACGGAAGACUGGCGAUGAUGGCCAUCAUCGGCAUGUUCUUUCAAGCUCCUGUGGGAUUCUGGGAUCCCGCCGGAUUUGCGGCAGAUGGCAGCACCGAGAACUUUGCGCGCAGACGCCAGACGGAGUUGAAACAUGGCCGAAUUUCCAUGCUCGCAACCAUGGGCUACAUUACCCCUGAGAUCACUGGCAAAUUCCCUGGGUACCUUUCUCCUUCGGCUGGCCUGAAGUUCGCCGACGUGCCCAACGGCCUGGCUGCGAUUUCCAAAGUUCCUGCUGCUGGGUGGGGUCAGAUCUUGGCUUACAUGGCCUUCUGCGAGGUGUCCCAGGACCAGUCGGCUGGAACUCCUGCUGCGGCGGGCGACUUCGGAUUCAAGGUGCUCACCGCGUCCGACCCGGAGGCCAAGAAGACGAAGCUAGCGGCCGAGUUGGCGAACGGAAGACUGGCGAUGAUGGCCAUCAUCGGCAUGUUCUUUCAAGACGGCCUGACAGGAAGCGCCUGGGGUGACUGGGCCAACUACACCGCCUCGCCGCUGCGCGCCUUCGAGAAUGAGCUUGGGGUGCAGGCUCCUGUGGGAUUCUGGGAUCCCGCCGGAUUUGCGGCAGAUGGCAGCACCGAGAACUUUGCGCGCAGACGCCAGACGGAGUUGAAACAUGGCCGAAUUUCCAUGCUCGCAACCAUGGGUUACAUUACCCCUGAGAUCACUGGCAAAUUCCCUGGGUACCUUUCUCCCUCGGCUGGCCUGAAGUUCGCCGACGUGCCCAACGGCCUGGCUGCGAUUUCCAAAGUUCCUGCUGCUGGGUGGGGUCAGAUCUUGGCUUACAUGGCCUUCUGCGAGGUGUCCCAGGACCAGUCGGCGGGAACUCCUGCUGCGGCGGGCGACUUCGGAUUCAAGGUGCUCACCGCGUCCGACCCGGAGGCGAAGAAGACGAAGCUAGCGGCCGAGUUGGCGAAUGGACGACUGGCGAUGAUGGCCAUCAUCGGCAUGUUUUUCCAGGAUGGUCUCACUGGCAGCGCUUGGGGUGACUGGGCCAACUACACUGCCUCGCCUUUGCGAGCCUUCGAGAAUGAGCUCGGUGUGCAAGCCCCGGUCGGAUUCUGGGACCCGGCCGGGUUCACGGCAGAUGGCAGCACCGAGAACUUUGCCCGACGUCGCCAGACGGAGCUGAAGCAUGGUCGCAUCUCCAUGCUCGCCACCAUGGGCUACAUUACCCCUGAGAUCACCGGCAAGUUCCCUGGGUACCUUUCUCCUUCGGCUGGCCUGAAGUUCGCCGACGUGCCCAACGGCCUGGCUGCGAUUUCCAAAGUUCCUGCUGCUGGGUGGGGUCAGAUCUUGGCUUACAUGGCCUUCUGCGAGGUGUCCCAGGACCAGUCGGCUGGAACUCCUGCUGCGGCGGGCGACUUCGGAUUCAAGGUGCUCACCGCGUCCGACCCCGAGGCCAAGAAAACCAAGCUUGCAGCGGAACUUGCCAAUGGACGUCUGGCCAUGAUGGCGAUUAUCGGCAUGUUCUUCCAGGACGGCCUGACUGGAAGCGCAUGGGGUGACUGGGCGAAUUACACCGCAUCGCCUUUGCGCGCAACGGACAAGAUGUGAGGCCGAGCACGCCGCUGAGCGGACUUGGACCUCGGCGCUCGACGCGCUCGCGUCUGCGCGAGGGGCGCCGAAGCC
This is a messenger RNA of Effrenium voratum, 8640 nucleotides long. Lineage: Eukaryota; Dinophyceae; Suessiales; Symbiodiniaceae. The record is from the annotation of a GenBank genome assembly.